This is a messenger RNA of Suricata suricatta (meerkat), 1638 nucleotides long. It is a transcript of the gene PKNOX1, whose product is annotated as PBX/knotted 1 homeobox 1. The transcript is spliced from 12 exons. Gene Ontology annotation, biological process: angiogenesis; regulation of transcription by RNA polymerase II. Bases 218 to 1528 code for a protein of 436 amino acids. The record is from RefSeq and is a predicted model, not a curated record. Gene Ontology annotation, molecular function: DNA-binding transcription factor activity, RNA polymerase II-specific; RNA polymerase II cis-regulatory region sequence-specific DNA binding. Lineage: Eukaryota; Metazoa; Chordata; Mammalia; Carnivora; Herpestidae.
GAGAGAAGGAGACGCAGAAUCUGAAACAAGGCUCCAGGCUCUGAGCUGUGAGCACAGACACGGACGCGGGGCUCGAACGGGAGCCGAGCGAGCGGCGACAGAACCUGCUCUUCUCCAUCCGCUUGGCCCCAAGACAUGUGGCUCCGCCCCACCAGCUGCUCAGGCUCCGUUUGCUUUUGACUCAAGAUGAUUUGAUGUCUUAUCAACCCCCCUGACCAUGAUGGCGACGCAGACCUUGAACAUAGACAGCUACCAAGACGGACAGCAAAUGCAAGUGGUAACAGAGUUAAAAACGGAGCAAGAUCCCAACUGCUCUGAACCGGAUGUGGGAGGAGUGAGCCCUCCCCCCGCGGGCUCCCAGAUGCCAAUGGACGCAGACAAGCAGGCCAUUUACAGGCAUCCGCUGUUUCCAUUAUUAGCUUUGUUGUUUGAAAAGUGCGAACAGUCUACGCAGGGCUCAGAAGGCACAACCUCCGCCAGCUUUGACGUGGACAUCGAGAACUUCGUGCGGAAGCAAGAGAAAGAAGGGAAACCCUUCUUCUGUGAGGACCCGGAAACUGACAAUUUAAUGGUGAAAGCAAUCCAGGUUUUGCGCAUUCAUCUUCUUGAGCUGGAAAAGGUGAAUGAGCUCUGCAAAGACUUCUGCAGUCGGUAUAUCGCUUGUCUGAAAACGAAGAUGAACAGCGAGACGCUCCUGAGCGGAGAGCCCGGGAGCCCGUACUCCCCCGUCCAGUCCCAGCAGAUCCAGAGCGCCAUCCCGGGCGCCCUCAGCCCCCAGGGAAUCGUGGUGCCCGCCUCCGCGCUGCAGCAGGGCAGCGUCACCAUGGCAACGGUGGCAGGUGGCACAGUGUACCAGCCUGUCACGGUCGUCACUCCUCAAGGCCAGGUGGUGACCCAAGCACUGUCGCCCGGCACCAUCAGGAUCCAGAACUCCCAGCUUCAGUUACAGCUCAACCAAGAUCUCAGCAUCUUGCAUCAAGACGACGGCUCAUCUAAGAAUAAACGGGGCGUUUUGCCGAAGCACGCCACCAACGUGAUGCGGUCCUGGCUCUUCCAGCACAUAGGGCACCCCUACCCGACCGAGGACGAGAAGAAGCAGAUCGCCGCUCAGACAAAUCUGACACUCCUCCAAGUCAACAACUGGUUCAUCAACGCCAGAAGACGGAUUCUUCAGCCCAUGUUGGAUUCUAGUUGCUCAGAAACUCCAAAAACUAAGAAGAAAACUGCUCAGAACAGACCGGUCCAAAGGUUUUGGCCCGACUCCAUCGCCUCCGGAGCUGCCCAGCAGCCGCCCAGUGAGCUGGCCAUGUCAGAAGGAGCCGUCGUGACGAUCGCCACGCCCGUGAGCAUGAACGUGGACAGCCUCCAGUCCCUGUCCUCGGACGGCGCCACCCUGGCGGUGCAGCAGGUCAUGAUGGCGGAGCAGAGCGAGGACGAGUCCGUGGACAGCACGGGCGACAGCGGCACCGCGCUCGCCCCCGCGCACCUCCGCGGGCUGGUGCUGGAGAACAGUGACUCGCUGCAGUAGGGCGGCGCGGCCCGGCCGGGGGCGGGGGCCUGGCCCUCGGCGUUUGCACAGCAAACCUUUUACACACUCUGACUUCUGACAGGUUUUAUAUGUAGACGGAGACGAGUGCA